CGAUCCCAGCAGCGACACCACCUUGUCUACAACCUCGGCGACAUUGCCUGGGUCCUCGCUUCCACCGCCCUCGUCUGGAUCAUGAUUCCCGGCGUCGGCUUCUUCUACUCUGGUCUCCUCCGCCGCAAGAACGCACUCAGUAUGAUCUGGAUGUCUAUGAUGACUCUCGCGGUGGUUUCAUUUCAAAUUUCACUAGCUUUCAGCGACACCGCGACAAAUCACUAUAUUGGUAACCUCCAAUACUUCGGUCUCAAGGGCGUCCUCGAGAAGCCCUCCGUCGGGUCAACGCGCAUCCCAUCCAUCGCCUUCUGCGUCUUCCAGCUAAUGUUCGCCGCCAUCACACCUAUGCUCGCGAUCGGCGCGUUCGCCGAGCGUGCGCGGCUAGGCCCGGUCAUGGUCUUCGUGUUCGUAUGGUCGACGAUCGUGUACGACCCGAUCGCGUGCUGGACGUGGAACUCCUCCGGGUGGGCCUUCAUCCUCGGCGGGCUCGACUUCGCGGGAGGCACGCCCGUGCAUAUCUCGAGCGGUACGGCGGCGCUCGCGAUCUCGAUCUACCUGGGCAAACGCAGGGGUUACGGAACGGAGCGGUUGGCGUACAAGCCGCACAACACGAGCUACGUCGUGCUCGGGACGAUCUUCCUGUGGUUCGGCUGGUUCGGGUUCAACGGCGGCAGUGCGCUGAGCGCGAACCUGCGCGCGGUGCAGGCGUGCAUCGUCACCAACUUGGCUGCGUCCGUCGGCGGUCUUACCUGGAUGCUCUGGGACUAUCGCCUGGAACGCAAGUGGUCGACGGUCGGCUUCUGCUCCGGCGCGAUCGCCGGCCUCGUCGCUAUUACGCCUGGGUCCGGGUACGUCGGCUCGCCCGCCGCUGUGCUCUUCGGAUUCAUGGCGGGCACGGUGUGCAACUUCGCGACGCAGCUCAAGUUCUACUUCGGGUACGACGACUGCCUGGACAUCUUCGCCUCGCACGCGAUCGGCGGCGUGGUCGGGAACAUCCUGACGGCCCUGUUCGCGCAGGCGAGCGUUGCGGGCUUCGACCACAUCGCCGUCAUCCCCGGCGGCUGGCUCGACCACCACUGGAUCCAGCUCGGGUACCAGCUCGCGGACUCGGUGUCGGGCAUGUCGUACUCGUUCGUGAUGACUACGGUCAUCCUCUGGGUCAUGCACUACAUCCCGGGCCUGCGCCUGCGCUCGUCGGAGGAGGCGGAGAUCCUCGGGAUCGACGACACGGAGAUGGGCGAGUUCGCGUACGACUACGUCGGCCUGGACUUUGUCGCGGGCGGCGGGGGCGGCGUGUUCCACGACGACAUGCGCGAGGACCGGGGUGCGAUCGCGGGCGGGCGGGAGCCGCAGCACAGCAAGCUGCACAUGCACGAGCACGACGUGGAGGUGCAGGAGCGCGGCGCGGCGCCGGGCAACCACGAGAGCGCGAGCGCGAGCACGGUGGACGAGAAGGCGCAACAGUAGAUGGGUGGGACUGUAGAGGAUUCGGCUUGGAUUAAUGUGAAGUAGAUGUAGGAGAAUGGGGCGGGAGAAGACAAAACGUCGUUCAUUUACAUAUCCGUAUAACCAGAUCUCGCGGCGGCCAUACAUAUCCUAGUAUUGUGGCAUUGCGCGCACACCUGUCUCAAGUACCUAGAUACAUAAUGUACGUCUUCCAAUGCAUCGCUUUCGAUAUUUCUAUAU
Fomitopsis serialis is the source of this 1686-nucleotide messenger RNA. RefSeq names its product ammonium transporter AmtB-like domain-containing protein. The record is from RefSeq and is a predicted model, not a curated record. Gene Ontology annotation, biological process: ammonium transmembrane transport. Bases 82 to 1467 code for a protein of 461 amino acids. Gene Ontology annotation, cellular component: plasma membrane. Gene Ontology annotation, molecular function: ammonium channel activity. Lineage: Eukaryota; Fungi; Basidiomycota; Agaricomycetes; Polyporales; Fomitopsidaceae. The transcript has 4 exons.